Molecule: messenger RNA, 1815 nt
Organism: Gryllus bimaculatus (two-spotted cricket)
Lineage: Eukaryota; Metazoa; Arthropoda; Insecta; Orthoptera; Gryllidae
Source: the annotation of a GenBank genome assembly
GCACAGUUAUGGCUGCGUGAAGCUAUCACUGACUCCACGCCUUAUUCAAUGUUACUGGAGCCUUUCGACAACUGGAAAUCUGUCACGGCAGAUCACAUCGAUGAGACUUCAUUUACAACUAGUAAAGCUCUUCCAUCUCGCCGAUACGCUUCGUUAGAGGAACCUCUGCAGGAAUCUUCAGAUGGCAUCGCCGCGAAUACUCGAGGAUAUUCAUUCAUCCAUGACACAAGUUACAUCUAUCUUGCUCGUGAUCAAGACCAAGCAAAGAAUGCUGAAGAUGUUCUGUUUGAUAUGUUCAAAAAUGAAGAAACUGACUUACUUCCAAUUGGAAAAUUCCUAGCAGCACUUCGUAGUACAGGAUUACGUAAAAAUGAUCCUCGACUUAGUGAAUUAAAUGAAAAUUUAAGGGAAGUGCAUAGGAAAUCUGGAAUGGAAGGAGGAUCUCCUGAAACACAGAAAAUGGAUCGAGAAACAUUCCGAAGGGUAAUUUCUGCUAAUAUAGUAUUAAUUUCAAGAGCUUUCCGGCAUCAGUUUAUCAUUCCAGACUUCCAAGGAUUCACAAAACAUAUCGAAGAUUUUUAUUGGAAAUGCAAGCCUAAUACUGAAGGAAAGGUUGCCAGUUAUAUUCCUCAACUUGCUAGAAUGAAUCCUGAUUAUUGGGGAGUAAGUGUUUGCACUAUUGAUGGCCAAAGGUUUUCAAUUGGAGAUGUAAAUAUUCCAUUCACUUUGCAAUCAUGCAGCAAACCUCUCACAUAUGCAAUUGCUCUUGAGCGACUUGGAGCUGAAUUAGUUCAUCAAUAUGUGGGGCAAGAACCAAGUGGGCGUAAUUUUAAUGAAUUAGUAUUGGACUAUAACAAAAAGCCGCAUAAUCCAAUGAUUAAUGCAGGUGCUAUCUUGGUAUGUUCUCUUCUGAAAACUUUAAUAAAACCUGAAAUGACUCUGGCAGAAAAAUUUGAUUUCACAAUGAAUUGUUUCAAGAAACUUGCUGGAGGAGAAAAUCUUGGGUUUAAUAAUGCAGUUUUUCUCUCAGAGAGAGAGGCAGCAGACAGAAAUUAUGCCCUUGGAUUCUACAUGAGAGAACACAAAUGCUAUCCAGAUAAAACAAACCUGCGAGAGUGCAUGGACUUUUAUUUUCAGUGCUGCUCAAUGGAAGCAAAUUGUGACAGUAUGGCAGUCAUUGCAGCAACUUUAGCCAAUGGUGGUAUUUGCCCAAUUACUGAGGAGAAAGUUCUUAAACCAGAUUCAGUACGUGAUGUCCUGUCUCUGAUGCACAGUUGUGGAAUGUAUGAUUAUUCAGGACAAUUUGCAUUCAAGGUUGGCCUGCCAGCAAAAUCUGGUGUUGCUGGGGGAAUGCUGGUUGUCAUUCCAAAUGUCAUGGGUAUUUGCACUUAUUCUCCUCCUCUUGAUCCUUUGGGAAACAGCUGUCGAGGUCUACAAUUUUGUGAGGAACUUGUGAAUGAAUUUAACUUCCAUCGCUAUGAUAAUUUGAAGCACGCCACUAAUAAAAAGGAUCCCCGAAGACAUAAGUAUGAAACUAAAGGAUUAAGUAUUGUAAACCUUCUUUUCUCAGCUGCAAGUGGAGAUAUUACUGCCAUGAGACGGCAUCGUUUGUCUGGGAUGGAUAUGACCCUGUCUGAUUAUGAUGGACGAACAGCUCUUCAUUUGGCAGCUUCUGAAGGACAUAUGGACUGUGUUGUAUUUUUAUUGGAACACUGUCGUGUUCCAUUCGACCCAAAAGAUAGCUUUAAAGUGAAGUCUGAUUCAUCAGAACAUUUUGUAAAAAAAAGUUCUGUGUGUGAGGGUGAAAGUCCUUAG